AUGCUAUUCCGGUUUCCGGGGUCGCUCGUGAACAGAGCUUUGCGCAGCCGACUUCUCACUGCGCAGCAAUAUCGCGCGACUAUUGCAGCGCAACGCCUACCACAGACAUAUAUCGCAUCGAAUGCCUUUAGCAAUUCCUCCUGCCAACGCCGUUUCGAUAAUGAUCACGAUGUCAGCCGCAACGACAGGUCUGACCAGAAGCAGAAGGAGCCAUAUUCGCAUCAAUGGAAUAGGAAACGCAUGUUUAAGGAUUUCACAAGAGAUGUGGAGCAGGAUACUUUGAUGGCCAUUGCCUCAAAUUCGCCUAUCACGCGGUACAACAUUGAGAAGGAGAUUGCGGAGAGUGAGGCUCUGGAUGCCGAAGCUGCUGAGAACGAUCGUUAUGAUUAUGAGGCUUCCGAAAGCAAGGGCUCUGAGAAUGAAGUUUCUGAUGACCCCGAGGCCGAGGCCGAGGCCCUCGAGGCCGCUCGCGACGAAUCCGAAAGCCACCGCGGCCCGCCUCGAGGACGAUCCAAAAUCACACCCAAGAUCAUCGACGAGGAGUUGAAGUGGUUGACUGAUCCCAAGAAUAUGGCGAACCGGAUUGGGCGUAUUUUGCACAGUGGUGAUCCGGCCCUGGCGGCAGCUGUGGUUCGAGCUGGAACAAAGAAGGGCAUGAGAUGUGACGUUGCAUGGAAUCUUCUUCUGCAAUACUGCUAUGAUCAGAAUAACCCACAGGCUGCAUUCAAGUUUUGGAAUGAUAUGAAAAAGCGUGGCAGGAGACCGACUGCCAGAGCGUUCACUAUUAUGUUGAAUGGUCUCAGCUCAUCCCCGGUUUCUUCGUCCACCGUUAAGACUGCCCUUGCUGUCUACCGCUCGAUCACCGCACCAAAUUCCGGAGUCAAGCUUGAUAUCAUCCACACUAAUGCCAUGCUUACGGUUUGUCAUCGUCAUGGCAAAAUGGAUCUCUUGUGGGAGAUUGCCGGUGAUCUACCUGAAGAGGGACCGGGAGCUCCAGAUGCCGUCACCUAUACCAUUAUCAUGAAUGCUGUCCAGUUCGCAGCCCGCAGAGAUAUCCAGAAAAUGUCUUCCAAUGAUAUUGAGAAGAUUCUUGAACGGAAGGCCCAGGCUAUCUCCGAAGGCAAGCGGAUUUGGGCCGAUGUCAUCUGGCGCUGGAAGAAUCAAAGCCUGGAGAUUGACAACGACCUCGUUAGCGCCAUGGCCAGCUUGCUUUUGGACGGUGCUAGUGAUAUGGACUGUUACAAUAUCAUGGAACUGUUCAAGCAAACUAUGGGCAUUCCUAUCCUGCAAAAGAGACCUGUUGAGAACUCGAAGUCUACACUUCGCAGGGUCACCCGCGAAGAUAGCGCAUCCAUGAAGAUGGAGGAGGCUAUUCGGGAAGAAAACAUGGAAGACCUUCCGUUUGUAAAUGAGCACAAUCAACCGCUGGACGCUGAGGCCCAGGAGGCCGAGGAAGCCGAGGAAGUGGAAGAAGCCAAUGAAGAAGCAGUGGAGGAAAUUGAGGAGGAAGAGGAGGAGGAAAACUUUGCGGAACUGUUCAAACCCGUCGUUCCCGAUACGGAGGGGCUAUCGUUCCUUCGACCAAAAAGCAAGGAACUAACGCUCCUUCUGCAUGCCUGCUUCACCAUCACCCAAGGAAUGGAAGCUGGACAGGCCUACUGGAAACAUAUGACAAUGGAGGAAACCCCCUACCGCAUUGACCCCGAUACCAUCUCUUUCAUCCAAUAUUUCCGCCUCCUCCGUCUGUCUCGCUCCAGCAAACUCAGUGUCAAAACCAUGCGGGAUCAGAUGAUUCCCGCCGGUCGAGCAACUGGAACAUCAUUCCACGUCGCUCUCAGUGUCUGCCGUCGUGAUCGCCGCAACCACUCAGUCCUUCUCCACGCGAACGAGCUGCUCUCUCUGAUGCAAAGAGCUUUGAUUCUGCCUGAUAUCCGAGUACUCGAUGGCUACCUGGCAACAAUCCAAGUACUUUCCACCAACCCAUCCGUCCUUCUGAACCUCAGAGGCCUCGACAAAGACGAAGAUUCCACAUCUAACAAAGCCCGCAAACCCCUCCGACUAGCCGACCAGGGCAGGAAGCUCCAAGCGAAGCUACGACUAGCUGCCCUCGCUACAUUACGGCCCUACGUCCUCACACUGGAAGAAGCAAUGGAGAACGGCAAACCCGCAUCCCAAACUCGCUGGGACACAAAGAGAAAUGCCUCCGAUUCCAUCCAAGGCUCAGCAGCUGUCAAAUUCAUGUCCCGGGUCCGUCUCGUAGUCGACGAUACCCUCAAGAUCGACUACAAGAACUAUGUGUCCAAAACCGAGCGCAAAACGCUGCAGGUCGAGUCGAAUAUGCUGAAGAAAUAUUCCGAUCGACAGGUCAUUGAGAAAUGGCAGAAAAAGCUUGUUUAUCCCACCCCGAUGCAGAGGCUGGAGAGCCGUGAACGCAUGCAGCAAUAUGAAUUGGAGAAUUCGGAAUCUGCGAAUAAACCAGAGGAAUUGUUCCCGCGAGAAGCUGAGGCCGAGGCCGAGGCUUGA
This is a messenger RNA of Penicillium paradoxum, 2523 nucleotides long. Its product is annotated as pentatricopeptide repeat-containing protein. Bases 1 to 2523 code for a protein of 840 amino acids. Gene Ontology annotation, molecular function: protein binding. Lineage: Eukaryota; Fungi; Ascomycota; Eurotiomycetes; Eurotiales; Aspergillaceae. The transcript has 2 exons. The record is from RefSeq and is a predicted model, not a curated record.